Molecule: messenger RNA, 2869 nt
Organism: Limulus polyphemus (Atlantic horseshoe crab)
Lineage: Eukaryota; Metazoa; Arthropoda; Merostomata; Xiphosura; Limulidae
Exons: 3
Coding region: 760-2475 (571 amino acids)
Source: RefSeq, a predicted model, not a curated record
UGUAACUCAGAGCCACACUCAUGAACUUUGGUUUUUAAAUUUAUUUCGUGUAACUCAGAGCCACACUCAUGAACUUUGGUUUUUAAACUUAUUUCAUGUAACUCAGAGCCAGACUCAUGAACUUUGGUUUUUAAACUUAUUUCCUGUAACUGAGAGCCUCAUGUUGAGUGUUCUGCUGAUAGCUCAAGGAUCUCAUAUAUUUAAAGUAUUUAUGGAGAGGGUUUGUUAAGAUUCAGUAAAAUAACAACAUAAUGAAACACACUUCAUUGUUUUUAUAAGUUCAGUUAGUCUGUAGAUAUCCUUGUGGAGGGAUUUUUAUUUUGUAUGUACCGAUCCAAGGGUAAAGAUUCUCUCAUUUGUAGGAUUGUAACAGUAACUUUUCUACCAUUGUGUUGUACAAGUCAGUUGAUUGACUUAGUUUCUUUCAGGCUAUCAAGCAUCGUAAAAGAUCGUACAACAUUAUAUAUGUUGUGAUUGCGUCUGUGACACUUUUUUUGAUAUUCUGAGUAGCUUUCCAAAGAUUUGGUGUGCCUCACCAACUUUGAUGUGAACCAUGUGUACAAAGGCUUUAACUGGAGAAAGAAGUACAAAGCACCUACUGAUUUUGGAUUUGCAAUAAAGCAUCCAGAAAUCCAGAUAAAAUCCUGUAGAAGCAUCAAAUUCUUGUGUGCAGAGGAUCCUCUUUCCUUAAAGCUCUGGGUGACUGGAAUACGUAUAGUAAAGUUUGGUCACCAGCUGAAAGAAAACUAUGACAAUAUAAUGAGGGAUAUUGAUGAAGAAGACCUGGAUACACUAGCUCAUGCUCGCAGUUUUUCUGUUAGUUCUAUGGCCAAAACCUCAUCCACUGCUUCCAGUGGAAUGGAACCUACUGACCAGCAAGAUCCUUUAACUAUUGUACAAAAGGUUAUAUCCCAUUCGUCAGUUAGAAAAAAUACAGAAUUUAGACGAAGUCUGGGUUCUAAUUUAGUGUCAAGUCGUGUAUUAUUUGAACACGGCCAGCCGAGGAGUUCAUUCAUUCGAAGAGACUCGAUAAAGUCUAGUAGCAGUAGUAGUGGGUGUUCUAGUGUAAGCACUCCCACCAAUGAUCAAAUAGUCUUUGAGGCAGAUUUUCCUGUAGGCACCAUUAAACGAAAACCUAGCAUGGCACCAAAGAUUCCACUUACUAGCACAACUCGCAUCAUAGCUAAACAGUCUAUGACCGAAGAUUUUCGCAACAGCAUUGUUAGCCUGGACACUGUACAGGAAAGCAACACAACUGUCGGUGCUAACACACUUGGUAGAAACUCUAUGGCUCGAAUGAGUUUACGUCGAUCUCACCCAGAGGAUGAAAUUACUUUAUCAAAGCUGUCUGUUGAUUCAGGCACCUUAACGAAACAUAUCGAGAAACUUCAAGCAGUUACUUAUGGUGCUGUUGACAGUUGUACAAAAACAUUGGUUAAUAAUAUCAGUGACGAUGACGAACUUCCACCACCACCACCAGAAGCUUUCAACAGUGGAGGAAGUACCCUCAGCUUGGACUCCUUACCUCCACCUCCUUCAUCACUUCAUGAUCAGGUUAGUUGGCCCAGUACAUCAAGUUUAAAUUCACUGCCCCCUCCACCUAGUGAAAUUACACAGAGGUUAGAAGAUGGUAAAUCACUUGAGGUAGGCUCUUAUCUAACGUGUCAGGAUGAACUGAAAUGUCCACAGAAUGCCCCAGCUGUGCCACCUAAACCAGUAUAUUGUAAAGAAUACAGGUCAUUAGAGGCGGAAAAUCUCGUGUUCUGCUUGCAUCAGGAUGAGAGUAGUGUUACACCACUGUUAAGUCAGAAAGUUGAAAUUCCUGUAGGUAGCUGUUGUGGCACUCAGCAACAGUCUAUAGAAUGCCCAAAAAGUCCCGAGCAUGGGUCUUUAAAACGGCGUGUUUCCUUUUCCUACUCACCAACUGAGAGAAAACUUGUGGUGGCUUCAAGUUCUAGCCAAUCACAGCUCUUAAACCAAGAUAUCAUCAGCCCUAAUCAGAUUAAUAAUACUUACCAAAAACCUGAACCUCCCAGAAGAAGUGAAACUACAAGACUAUCAGGUCGAUUCCCUGCUACUCGUAGAUCAUCUUUCUCUGUCAUGAGCUGUUGUGGCCAAAAUGACCAACAGCGAAAUGUAACAACUCCUCAUCAUUUUCUUCGUGAUUUACAACGAGUUAUGGAAAAGAAGUGGAAGGUUGCCCAGCAGUUAUCAGCUGAUCUGACAGCAACUCCACACCAAAUAAUGGGUUUCAGAGACCCGUGUUUCCUGCCCCCUGAAUUCUCCUCCACUCUUUCUCACACACCACUUCAUCCUCCCGAUUCCUGCCAUACUGAUCCCUGUCCAAAACACCAUCAUCAUCACCUUCAACAGUAUCCAGAUGGACAUCAAAAACAAAAUGUUUUCGCUAAAAAGAAACUGCCUCCACCACCACCAAAGAGAAGUGAAACUACUCACUUAACUAGAAGGCAGUAACUGUUCCCUGAAUAGUGUCCGAGCUGUUUACUUUCAUGGACCGACUGGUAGGAUCUGCUACAAGGCAGUAACUAUUCCCUGAAUAGCGUCCGAGCUGUUUACUUUCAUGGACCCACUGGUAGGAUCUGCUACAAGGCAGUAACUAUUCCCUGAAUAGCGUCCGAGCUGUUUACUUUCAUGGACCCACUGGUAGGAUCUGCUACAAGGCAGUAACUAUUCCCUGGAUAGUGUCCGAGCUGUUUACUUUCAUGGACCGACUGGUAGGAUCUGCUACAAGGCAGUAACUAUUCCCUGAAUAGCGUCCGAGCUGUUUACUUUCAUGGACCCACUGGUAGGAUCUGCUAGAAGGCAGUAACUAUUCCCUGAAUAGUGUCCCAAAAACAGACACAAACAU